This is a messenger RNA of Anopheles coustani, 1335 nucleotides long. Its product is annotated as phospholipase B1, membrane-associated-like. The transcript is spliced from 4 exons. The record is from RefSeq and is a predicted model, not a curated record. Lineage: Eukaryota; Metazoa; Arthropoda; Insecta; Diptera; Culicidae. Gene Ontology annotation, biological process: phospholipid metabolic process. Gene Ontology annotation, molecular function: glycerophospholipase activity. The coding region runs from base 1 to 1335 and encodes 444 amino acids.
AUGCAUCCCUACAAGUCGACGCUUUUGCUUAUAUUGUGUACAUUAUCCGCUGUCCCUCUGCAUCGGCCGGCCGAUGGAAUGCUUUUGGGACCUCCGGUUUACAACCGGAUCAGUCGCGAACGGGGCAAUAUUCUGAAGAAUAUCACCGGGACGCAGGAGUACGAGAACCACAUCGUAACCAGCCGACUAGAUGCGUCGGAACCGGUCCGUAUGAUGUAUCGCGGAAUUCGCGAGGUGUACAACCGGCUGCUGGGACCGACGGGGAUGCGUGACGAGGGGGUGUCACUGCAGGCGCGGGUACCUCCUAAUGUGCCAUUCCCAUGCGAUGUCCGGGGCUAUCGGAGUGCGAAACCGCCGACCAGCGUCCAUCAGCUCCGGCCGGGAGACUUCGAUGUGGUCGCCGCCUUGGGCGACUCGCUGACCAGCGCAACCGGAGCGAAUUCGCGCGUGUUCUGGGAACUGCUGAUCGACAACCGGGGACUUUCGUGGUGCAUCGGAGGGCAGGGCACCUGGAGGACGCAUCUAACGCUGCCGAAUAUUCUGAAAGAGUUUAAUCCACGACUUUUCGGAUACUCUUUUGCAGACUCCUACAAUGUGCACCUUCCCUCACAGUUCAAUGUGGCGGAAAUUAUAGCAACUACUAGCGAUAUGCCAUACAACGCGGCGUCGUUGGUGGAGAGGAUGAAGUCGGACCCACGUGUAAAUUGGCAUAAACACUGGAAACUGCUAACAAUCAUGAUUGGCGGGAACGACUUCUGUUCGGACGUUUGCUACCAAACGAACGCCACCGAGUGGAUUAACCGGGACCAGGAAAAGUAUCUCUUGACAACCUUGCACUACCUCAAGAAGACGAUGUCAAGAACGUUAGUGAAUCUGGUUCCAUCUCCGCUGAUCAAUCUGUCGUUUUCGAUCGAUAAGGUGCAGGCGCCGCUAACGUGCCAAUUCGUGCGGCCCAUCGAGUGCUCCUGUCUGUACGGGCCCAAGUACUCGGCAAACCGGAACCUCUACCGGUCGCUGGAACGCCGGUUCGUGCAGAUAAUGGAGCGCGUCAGUCAUCGGCCGGAGUUUCACAGCGACGACUUCACGGUCGUCUACCAGCCGUUCUACCGGGAUGCGAGCAUUUUCUACCGGCGGGACGGCAAGCCCGACCUGUCGGUGAUGGCCAUCGACUGCGUGCACCUCAGCCAGAAGGGACACGCCGUAUCGGCGAACGGGCUGUGGAACAACAUGCUGGAACCGACGCGCCACAAGACGACCGUACUGAGGGAACUGUUCGAGGACUUUAAGUGCCCAACGCCCCACAACCCGUACAUACAGACCUACUAUAAUAGCUAG